GUGUUGGCGUCGUCUGAAAGAUUUACUUCGUCUCGAACUGGUUUGAUACGAGAGUUAAAGCGCUUUGGUUAACCUAGGCUUCUAAGAUCAUCCGGUAUGACCUUAAUUUGGGGAAAAUCCUGUAGGGUGUGUGGAAACACGGCAAACGAAGGAGACUACUGCGAACGGUUUGUGUAUUUUGCUUUUAUCCUUCUUCGAGCGGUAUUUUAAAAGAAAUUUACUAGAAUUGAAUAAAUUCGUUAUAUUCAUAACGUUCACUAUCAGCGAGGUACUUAAACGGCAAUUCAUUUUGUUUUGCGAACGAUCCAAGAAACCUAAGCAACCAUUUCUACCUCAUUAACUUCAUGAUCAAUAUUUAUCCGCUGGCGACUAUGGGAUUCGAAAUCAGCUCUCAGGAGGUGGGAUUUUCUUGUGAAUUUUUCUCUUUUAGGACCAUAUCAUGAUUAGAAACAAUAAAACUGAAUCAAGAAUACUUUGAAAGACUUGACUUUGUGUUUCAGUUGUAUGUGGAUCAAUAUUGCUGAUGUUUUCGUACUUUUCUUUCCCGGAAAUCUAUUUUAAAUUCGUUUUCGUUUUUUGCCGCUAGGCAAAUUUGAGGUGCAGUUGGAACAAGUUUGUUCGUUUCGAUUCUUCUUUGCCAGGAAUAAAUUGGUUUUGGUUUUUCUAGACUUACAACGAAAUUUUUUGCACAAAAGGCAGCCAAAACUGUUUCCUGCAUUAUAAGUUUGCGCCGAGAAAACUCGGUUUUUUGUUAGCAUGUUAUGCAUGGUAGGUCUCCAUUUCUUGGAAGAUCACGACGAUGAAAGCUGUUAUUUGUAUGCAAGCAUUAAUCGAAAGCGUUGAAGUGGUGGAAGGCAACGUUAAUGACAGAUUCUUGUUCCAAAACCGGAAACACUUUCACUAGAAGCAUAACGAGACCACAAAAUAACUAAAAGCUUGAAGAUUCGUAGUGACUUUCCGAGUAAUUCAGAACAGAAAGAUAAAAGAAUUUGAUGUUUAAUGAUUUGUUUAUUGGAAAUUCUUGGAAAUCUUGCGCAACACAAAUAUGACACGAAUGAACGUAUGUCCGCGUGUAGCUGGAUAAUUCUGCAAUGUGGCGAUCACUUUUAUUUCUAAAAAUCUUGCAUUUGCUUGGUAGAUGUAACUUAUUUUGAGAACUGAGUGUUCUACCGAAGAAAUGCCAAACUGACUUCUUUCUCCCGGUGAAUUAUUUCAAUAUUGCUGAUGUUAUCGUACCUUUCUUUCCCGGAAAUCUAUUUUGAAAUUAGUUUCGUUUUGAAAGCCGCUAGGCCAAUUUGAGGUGUAGUUGGAAGAAGUUUAAAGUCUAAACUUACAAUGAAAGCUUUUGCACCAAAGGCAGCUGAAACUCUUUCCUGCAUUUUAAGUUUGCGCUGAGAAAAUUCGGUUUUUUGCUUUGUUUCCAAAACUGACUACACUUUCACUAAAAGCAUAACGAGACCACAAAAUAACUUAAGGCUGAAAAUUCGUAUUGAGACACUCACAUGACUUUCCGAGUAGUUCAAAACAUAAAGAUGUAAGCUGGAAAGAGAGUUUUAAUUAAUACGCAAACUUAGGCAAUCCUUUUAAUGUUUAUAAAUACGGAAAAUGUAUUGUGUGAUUCUUGGAAAUCUUGCGCGAUAGAAAUAUGAAAGGAAUGAGCGUAUGUCUGCGUAGCUGAAAAAUUCUGAAAUCUAGUGAUCAGUUUUAUUUCUAAAAACCUUGCAUUUGUUUUGUAGAUGUAGCUUAUUUUGAGAACUGAGUGUUUCAGCAAAGUAGUUGAAAAAAGUGGGCUCUGGCGCAUUUCGUGUCCAACAAUAUAUAGACGUAAUUUUUUUUAAGAAAUCGUGUCUUUUGAAAUAAUGAAGAAGCGUCGUCAAUGCAAACAAGAUAAAGCUGAACAAUUCUUUACAAAAGUACUUGUUGUUUAUGAGAAGCUUCCUUGAUACACGUUAAGGUACUUCAAACUUACGGGGGCAAGUUUUGAAAAAGACCGAAAGAAAUUUCGGGAAAAAAUGUCAGAAUCAUUGAAGUUAACCGAUUAUUCACAGGCGCGCGCUUGUUUUGAUGAGAGGCUUUUUUUGAAACAAAAUUCACCUGUCUUAUUUAUUUUACAAAAGCCCACGUAAAGACGUCAGAGUUGUCAGGGAAACGUUUGAAUAUUACUGUUCACAAAAUCGUUCACCGUUGGACUCUUCAAUGAGCGAAGAAAGACGAAUGGGCUACUUCGGGGUUAAGAAGAAAAUUAACAUGCGGGCAGUGUACUCUGCAGGUGCUCCCGCAAUAAUCCCAAUUCCAUUCAGAGAAACCGCCAUACCGCUUGUUGACAAUACAGCCGACCUUACUCCUGUCACAGUGUAUGUUGUGUGACAGGCGAUCUAGUUUUCUUCAAUUUGCCAAGGACACACACGUCGAUAAUGAGUAAUGUCAUUAGGCUCCUUCUAGCAAUCAGAAAUCAUCUCCAACCUGAAUUUUUCAGGUAUUAUAAUUGGAUAAAUCGGCGGUGCGCUUGGCUGAUGGCUUAGGCCGACUCGAAGAGCUUACCGCUCCGCGGCCUAAGCCUUAGGGCUUGGGUCACUUUGCGGCCCCUGGCUCAAAGAGCUUGCCGCUCUGCGGCGCAGCCCCUGGCUCAAAGAGCUUCGCAAAAUAUAUUAAUCAAACAUUUUUAAAUCAUUAAAUUAUCUGUAAUUCAAGCCUCAUUGGCUUACUAUUGAAACGGAUUAUAUCGAUUAUAUUCUCAUCAGUGACGAAAAUUCGUAUGGAUGCGAUAUCAUUCCUUGGGGUUAUUUUUUGGUAACACAGGAUUCGGUAGAGAAUAAUUUAUCCUUUCAAACUAACUCUUCGCAAUGUCAAAGCACCCAAGAAUGCUUGAGGGUUCCCCAAGUCCAGCUUUCUCAUGUCCCCGUUCACUGUCGUUAUUGGAAUGUAUUCACCUGAUGGCCUUCCGUGCGACGAAGCUUUGCUCGAGGUGAAAAGGUUCAGUCUCAGCACACAAUGUAAGAGAAAUCGAUCAGAUUGUCCGCGAAAAUCUUACCCAAACAAACAAGGCGAGCAACUGAGCUUCUUCUACAUCUCCGUGUUAAAACACACGAAAGGACUCUAAAGCAUACUUCACUCUGACUAGGCGGAAACACAAAGAUUUUCUGGCACCGAUCAGAUACCAGAACGACUGCGACCGUUUGGAACUAGUCUUGUAAGACAAUGUCCCCGGGGGCUCUUCCGCCCUGACGUGAAAUCGACUCACAGCCCCUGGGUCUCCGAGGAUGGAGAUGAACUUCAAACAGGGAAAGAGAUCAACCGAAUGGGUGAAGGGACUUCCAGAAGUUGCAAUGAGUUUGAAUAGUGAAGAGACAAGAUUGACGGCAGAGAAGCUUGUGGAUGCCAUCAAAGAGAAGGUGGUUGACGCAAAGAGUUCCAUGACUUAUUCAAGACCAGUUGGCCUGAAGGAAAAGAGAAUCUACUCUUCGAAGAAUGUGAGAUAUCUCUAUGCUGCCGAUGAGCUGGAAGGUGGUCAAAGAAGAGCCACAGAUCCAAUCUGAAGGUCUUCAAUAUUUAAAAAUCACUUGUGAAUAAAGGCAAGCCUGUUCUCUGCUAUCUGAAAGAUGGACCCAAAUGUGGUUUCGUCAGAGCAGAGCUUCAGUUCGUUCCUCUUGGAAGUGAGUUACCUCCUGAAAGAACUCGUUGAUUUGAAAAAACUAUUAAAAAUUAAUCAGCACCCCCAUUGUUCAAGGGAAUAGUAUUCAAACCUUCUUCAGAACUCACGAGUGAGACAUUAUAAACCUGUGAAAAAUUCAAGUUGCUUUCAAAUCAAGGUUGUUUUCAAAAUGCACCACAACUGUUUUUUUUUAAGUCAAGGUUGUUUUCAAUAUGAUUUCGAGGUAAAAAAUUCAUGAGUUGCAUCGAAAUAAAGGUUGUUUUCAAAACGCACUAGAACCCACUUUAAAGUCAAGGUUAAAUCAACCUUGUUUUCCGAGGUUAAAUUCAUGUGUUGCCUUGAAAUCAAGGUUAGAUUUUUUUAUUUAUUCAAUUCUCAGUAAUAAAAUGAUCAACAAUCCAAACCAGUUGAAAAGAUUUCGAUAACUUCCCAGCCUCAAAUCAUCUAUAACCAAAGCAUCUCGUACCAAUCCCUUAAUAAUCUCCUCUCGCCAAAAUUCAGGAAUGUCCCUAUGUAGUGGUGGUGGUACUUCUCUUGAGUGCCAUACUUUCAAGUUACCAUCACUAACAAGUUUCGGAUACUUAUCAUCUGUGGUGAAUAACUUUGUACACUUAGACACAUAAUAAUCAUAAGAUGGAGAUAUCUCCUCUGUAGUAGGUUGACGCUUAAUUUUUCUUUUCGAGAAUGCUCUACAGUCUUUACAACCUCCUUUACCUUUUGCAAAGAAUUUUUCAGCGCUAUCUUGUUUGCAUUGACGACACUUAUUCAUUAUUUUUUAGAGACACGAUUUUUGAAAAAAAUUAUGUCUAUGUAUUGUUGGACACGAAAUGCGCCAGAACCCACUUUUUGAACAGCUAGCAAAGAAAUGCCAAACUGAAAUUUCUCAAAGCGGACAAAAGUUGACAAUUCUUGGAAAUGCCGAGCUAAACUGAAUUUCUCAACGACAACCAAAGUCAAUAAAUCUUGGAAAUGCCGAACUAAAAUGUUCCAACCUCAACAAAAGUUAAUAACUCUUGGAAAUACCAAGCUAAAAUUUCUUAGCGUCAACAAAAAUUGUCGAUUCUUUACGCGAGUCCUAGAUAACGAGCAUAGCAUAUCAUCUAAUUUAGGAAGUCAAGGGGAGAGAUAAAAUUUCGUUUAUUUUUGCAAAGUAUCAGUUUUCGUACUCGAAAAUAUUACAGACGAUUCUAGAUUUUCAGAUGAAACAGACUGAGUCUCCCUCGCGGCAGUUCUGUGGGUUAGUACGUAUCUCUUACCCGGACGCUAACCCCAAUUCACUUAGGGGAGCGUAGCAUAAUAUCCCAAGGAAAGGCGGCUAAGGAGACAAGAACACCACGAGAAUAUAAGUGAAAAAUCGUCUACAUGCGGAUCUUCGUCACCCAGUCAACCAAUGCCGUGUUCAGUUAACAAUCACCUCAUAGUUAUUAAGUUUUGAAACACUUUUUUUUUUAAAUUUUCUAUUCCAGAUGUUACGAACGGCAAUUUCCGGUGUGUGAAUACUGCGAUAAGCCAAUACGUGAUGGCGAGGAAAAGUUUGGCAAUUGUCACAAGAAACCGUGAGUAAAUGUUCCUUUGCGGUGAUGUUUCCUCUUGCACCGUAGGAUCAUGGGAACGAGAUUGAAAUUGUGUUGGGUAAAAUAGACUGUACAUGAGGCAAAAGGCCCAUCUUGGGAACACUUUUCCCUCUUUUUCACUCUUUCAAUAUUUAUUUAAUGUUUAGAUGUUACAGCAACAUGACCAAGAAGUGUUGCAAAUGUGGUGACAAAGCAGACAAAGGUUUUUAUUGCAAAAGGUAUGUAGCCGAAACUCAACAAACCGUGAACACCGAAACUAUUUAUGGAAUGUUAUAGGAAAAAGGCAACCACUCGCGAGAAAACUUAAUCGCAAACGGUAACGGUAUUUAGUUUGAGGUUUUUGUCGAGUUUGCUUGCUUAACUUUAUUGCAAUUGGUCACUACAAGAUUAUCCAGUCAGUAUCAAACGAGAAUGUUUACGGAGACUUAAUAACAAAUAUAGGAAGAUCUUAACUUUUGUCGCGAAAUGGAGGCAAAAUGCACGGAACUUUCCUUGUGGAUUCGUACCCUAGCCCGGCAGUUCGGAUUUAGUUUUCUACCACCCAGGCUACGCGAAAGUUGUUGAAGAAAUGAGCCAUGUGCUUUAGUGGCCCAUUUCUCGUGGCUCCAUAUUUUGGUCUAAUCAGCUGUUGAUGGGAGCUGUUAUUGAACAUUUCGACCUUCAUUUUGCGACGCUCAGUGGAAGAUUGUUCAUUGUAAAGUUACCCCUCUCACCCCUCUUUUUCUUAAAUGGUUCUAAAUAUACUUGCAGUUGCUAUGAGGCAGAGCACCCACCACCUGCCACAGUUGAAUAUUCGACGAAAGGAACAAACGCUAACUUUAAAAUAAGGGGGAAUCAGGAAAUAGUUGAAUCUGCCAUGCAUUCACUGGGCCAAGGAAUAGCUGAUGGAUUCACUCGUGGAAGGCAGCGAUACAACGCACUUUCUGAAGAGUAAGUUCUUUGAAGUUGGAAUUAUUCCAUGGCUAAGCAGAAAAGUAAAGAACUUGCAGCUAAUCCGAGAAACGCUCUUUAUCUCGCUCGACAUUUACUCACUGGGAAGCGAAAGGCCAUAAAAAGUUCAAACGGAAUAUUUGUUAAAUUUAGUAUAACUCUUUUAAGAAGAGGAGCAAGUACUAGCCAUCCUGUUAGGUAGUUAGUGUACUAGUACAAAACUGCAAAGAGUCUCUUCUAAAGGGGCGCAAAGGAUUCUGGUGGAAUGUUAAAAUAGCUUAUCAAUUAAUGACUCGCAUCAAAUUGUCCUCAACAAAUAAUAGUUGAACAACUGUAACAUAAUAUAAAUAUUCGAGUGAGUUGGGGAUGUGAUUGGGGGGUUACGUGGCUUUUGCUUUGGUCACGAAAACUUGCACCAACUUCACAACCAAUCACAUGGAAACCCAAAACAAUUGCGACUUGGACACUUGUGUUCACAGUCUCGCCCGUUUCCCAUGGUUCCGUGCGGAAUUUUGUUUUGCUCAAAUCAGCUGUUGCAAGAGAAAACAAUGUCCUAUUGUUUUCUCAUGGCUGUCGUAAAUACUUUGAUCUUAAGUUGAAGUUCGGUCAUUUUCAAUUUAUCCUAUUCGCAACUCUUUUGCUUCAAUGGCUCUAAAUAUAAUUGCAGGUCGAUUAUGCCGCCACCAUCGGAGAAGGACAACAGUUCACGACGUUCUUACUCAGCCAAGGUGGUAUUUCACUCCCAGUAGGAAACGAAAGACCUUCAAAAGUUCAGAAUAAAAUUUACGAUAAAUUCACUGUAAUUCUUUUUAGAUCUAACUUGAUUGAUCUAGUUAUUGGGCAUUUUCAUUUGAACUGACUCGUUAGUUUCUAAUAGUUGUAAUGGUGCUGUAGUAAAAGAAAUAAAGAUCAUUUGUGUCCGAGGGCUUCGUUUGAUAAGUUACUGAUUUAUCAGAGAUUAAUUUAGGGUUCAAACAGUUUCUCUUUCACAGCUUUGAACGGAUCGUGCAAACAAAAAAAUAUAAGAUAAGUCAUCUAAAGAAAAUGAAA
Pocillopora meandrina is the source of this 7206-nucleotide messenger RNA. The record is from the annotation of a GenBank genome assembly. Lineage: Eukaryota; Metazoa; Cnidaria; Anthozoa; Scleractinia; Pocilloporidae.